Messenger RNA from Rotaria socialis, 718 nucleotides. NCBI's taxonomy places the organism in Eukaryota, Metazoa, Rotifera, Eurotatoria, Philodinida, Philodinidae. The record is from the annotation of a GenBank genome assembly.
UAGAUUUUGUAUCAAUGAAUUACUAAGACAUUUACAUAAAAGUGCACAUCAAAAUAUUAUUUUUGUAUUUACAAAUGCUCGAGCGACUUUUUUUAAACCUGGUGUAACAUCAAAAAUUCUUCGAGCACUUUUAGAUCAACAUAAAAAAGAUCAUGAUGUUGAUGUAUCUUUUUCAAGAGAAAAUACUUUUCUAUUAGAUAAUGAAUCAUUUAGAUAUUUAGCAUUGAGAAAAAAUGGUGUUCGAUUAAAUAAUGAUCAAACAUUAAGCUAUCAAAAAAAUUGGGAUCAUACUAUUAAGGAAUAUUCAAAUCUUAUUAAUCAUAUUGUGGCACGUCCUCUUCAUGCUGUUAGUAAUACACUUUCACUUAAUGAAGCUGAACAAUUAGUUAGAAAGUUAACACGUCCAAUUGCUGAAAUAGCAAAACUUAUUCAAGAAAAUAUUCAACUUGCACGAGAAUUUCGUAAAACUACCAUACAAAAUUCUCAAAUAUUUAAUCAAGGUUUACCACAAAAUGAAGUUAAAAUUGUACCACUAGCCCAUCCACGAUUAGUUUGCACUAAUAAAAAGUGCUGUAGACCUAUUAUUGUUAAUAAUGAGACCGUAACUGAAUACAUAACGAUUUGUCAUGAACCAUGCUAUUUGAAAGGUAUUGUAGAAGAAACUAUUAAGGAUCCAAGAAUAAAACAAUGUGAAGUUAUUAAUUAUAUAACAGGUUAG